Molecule: messenger RNA, 16622 nt
Organism: Mytilus californianus (California mussel)
Lineage: Eukaryota; Metazoa; Mollusca; Bivalvia; Mytilida; Mytilidae
Product: tRNA pseudouridine(38/39) synthase-like
Exons: 16
Coding region: 27-2822 (931 amino acids)
Biological process (GO): tRNA pseudouridine synthesis; mRNA pseudouridine synthesis
Cellular component (GO): cytoplasm; nucleus
Molecular function (GO): pseudouridine synthase activity; RNA binding
Source: RefSeq, a predicted model, not a curated record
CAACUACAUUGUCGUCAGUGUUAAACAUGGCUGCACCCGAUACAGACGUCUCAUUACAAAUUGAACCGAGUAAAACACCCGCUAACCUAGAAGAUUUAUCAAAAGAGGGCAAGACACCUCAAGAGGCAGAGCAGUCAUGGGAGGGAACUCGGGAGGAAUCUUGUUCACAACGGAAAGAUGAUGCCAAGAAGGCAUCAACACCAACAGAAGAGACACGCCCACCCUGGAAAGGUGUUCUUGUGGAGUGUGCCAAAUUAUGGAGUUAUUUGUCAGGAGUUGCAACUUUUGAAAGAACAAAUAUGUUGAGGAAAGGGAGAGAAGUACACAAAAUUUAUGUGGAAGUUAUUAAAGGAAAGACAUUUUUAGACGAUCAGUUUACAUUGACAGAAUUUGGCCGAAUGGUCUUGCAGAAUGGCACGAUAAGGGCAGGACGUGCUAAAAAUGCCAAACAAAUUGUGGUUGCUAGGGAGACACUAUAUUGUAGUGGAUCUGGAGCCUGUAAAAGGGCCUGUGGUUACUAUGGAGAAUGUAUGCCAGGAUGUGACAAGACAAAAAUGAGAGGCCAUAAAUGUAGCUACAGAGUCAAACUAACAAUGCGACUUGGUUACGUCAAUCAUUGGUUCGUAGAAGUUCUUGGUUCACAUGACCAGUUUGCUGCUUCUAACUACAACCUAAGCCAAAGUAUCAUGAACUCUCCUUUAUCAAAGAGCAAUAAUCCAUGUUCGCCAAACCAAAGAACUCCACCUAGUGGUAGAAAGUCAGAAUCACCAUGCCAUUCACCAAAAAUGACUAUGUCACCAAAUAAGAACCUGCCAAAUAGUGAUGCUUUAAGUAACGGUGCUAUAAAUACAAUGCCAAUUAACUUGCCAACUCAGAAUUUGCCAAAUUCUCUUGCCCCACUCAUAAAUAGCUUGCCAAAUUCAGUUUUAUCUAGUCAAACUAUGGGUUUGCCGUUAGGAUUCCAACAUGUGUUGCCACUUGCCUCGCCAUCAGCCAUAUUUCCUAGUCAGGGCAACCAUGGCAACUUGGCCAGUCUGUUUACUGGUGCCUCUAGUCAGUAUUUUCCAAUAACUCAAAACACAGACCAAAAUUCUCCACAAGAUGUUCCAUUACCUCUAGUCAAAGUGAAAAAAGAACCCAUUGAAGUGGAAAUUGAAAAAGCUGUUGCCAUGGAAAUUAAUGAAGCUUUAAAUAGAAAUGGGAUGGGUAUAUCAAGUCCACCACAGGAAAGAGCCAAAGCACGAAAGAGAUUUACACCAGUCCAAAGAGAAAAUAGAAUGUUUUCAAUAACCAGCUUGGCAACAGAUUCUGAAAGGAAUGGAACCCGACAUGACCUUGACUCACACGUAAGAAAAGAAUUACGAGAAUUAGUAACUCGACGUGAACAUGAGCGUGGAGCAAUGGGGUCAACUGCUGAUUCUGUUUCUAACGAUUCUCCCAUAAAUUAUAGUAUAAAUGGUGAUAAAAAUUGUGAUGAUACAUACACAUAUGUUUGGGAUGGAGAUACAAGAUCUUCUGAGGUCGAGGUUAAUGAUGGGGAAGGCCAGCCAAAGGACCUGAUAUCAAGAGUCCAGCAGUUAGAAUCUCAUGUCAAACAAUUGAGGAAUGUUGUGUUGAAGAACCAAGGUGACAGCAAACAUUGUCGAAAACAGAAACAAAAAGAAUUUGAUUUUAAAAAGUUCAACACCAGGCAUGUUGCCCUGAAGAUCUUAUAUCUAGGUUGGGACUAUCAUGGGUUUGCUGUACAAGAAGACACAGAUAAAACCAUAGAAUUAGCUUUGUUUGAUGCCCUUAUUAAAACAAAACUAAUUGAAUCAAGGGAAAUAUCAAAUUACCAUAGAUGUGGACGAACAGAUAAAGGUGUUAGUGCAUUCAGUCAGGUGAUAUCAAUAGAUCUAAGAACCAAUUUACUGGAGGGACCAGGAGUUAAAGUCAGAGAAGAUGGUACAGCUAGCGACCGACCAGGAGACAAAACCAUAGAGAUUAAAUAUGUCCACAUUCUCAAUAAAGUACUACCUCAAGAGAUCAGAGUCUUGGCCUGGACUCCAGUCAACACAGACUUUAGUGCUAGAUUUGACUGUAAAAAGAGAACAUAUAAAUAUUUUUUUCCAAAGGGCAACUUAAAUCUACAGAUAAUGUCUGAAGCAGCUGACAAACUGGUUGGUGAACAUGACUUUAGAAAUUUCUGUAAGAUGGAUGUUGGUAAUGGUGUUGUGAAUUUUAUGAGAAGAAUUGUGAAAGCUGACAUUGCUGUCCUUGAUGAAAGUGAUACUGAGUACCAGAUGUGUGAGUUAACCAUUACAGGCUUAGCAUUCCUUUGGCACCAGAUCAGGUGUAUUGUGACAGUCCUGUUCCUGGUCGGACAGGGAAAUGAAAAACCACAGAUUAUAGAUGAGUUACUAGACAUAGAUAAACAUCCAAGGAAACCUCAGUACACAAUGGCAUCAGAACUUCCAUUGAAUUUGUUUGAUUGUGAAUUUUCUAAUGAUAUUGAAUGGAUCUAUGAAGCUGACUGGCAUGAAGAGAAUAUAAGGCACCUACAACAAAUGUGGGCACAGCAUGCUGUCAGAACUGCAAUGUUGAAAAGAAUGCUAGAAGAGAUGGACACUGCCAAAGUAGAAACAGAUAGUGAUAUUGCCCCUUGGAGUGACCUAAGUCCUCCACUGUAUUCCCAAUCUGAUUGGAUAGUACCAGGAAAGGUCAAAGUUUAUAAACCAUUGUUAGAAAGACAGAAAUGUGAAAGUUUGGAAGACAGAAUAGAACAUUUUGCAAAGAGGCGGAAAAUUAUGUCUGCAACAGAAUCAACAGCAGAGACUACAUGAUGUGAUGUCAAAGAGAUAGUUGUAAAAACAUGUGCAUGUCUUAUCAAACAAAUGCAAGGUCAUAUGAUUUCAUUUAACAAUCAAAAAUGAUCCGUAAUUUGAGGCAUCAAAUUUGAAAAUAUCUGUCUCAGUUUUCAUGGAAAUAUAACGGAAAAAGACAAAACUUAAAAACUUAAUAAUAGUAUAGAUAUGGAAUCAAGAUUUCAUAUUUGAUUCAUAGGCAGCAAGAAGAGUUAAAGAGAAGUCAUUUGUCACCAAAGCAAUACACCUAUUUGAUGUGUUACUGUGUAAACUGUUGCCAUAGUAACUUUUUAUGCUAGUCAAUUAUUAGCUGCAUUUUGGUGCAGAAUUAUAUUAUAAGGGUGCUAGAGAUUGCAUUUCUAUUUUUUACUUUAUUCCAUGUUUUGUUUUACAAUAUUUUAAUUAAUGCUGCAUAAUUUUGUUGAGAGAACAUUAAGUGCUAUUUUCAAUGAAGCAAUACUUUGCAUUGUUUAUAUAUUUUGUAUAUAAUGUUAAAUGUGGGAAAAGGAAAUACUCAGCUUGUGUUUUCAAUGUUCUGCUGUUGUAACCUAGAUGCAUUUUUGUUUCUACUUGACGGAGUCAAAAAGCGAGACAUAGGUAUGCUGUUUCCGGCGUCAGCGGCGUCAGCAAUGUAUUAGUUUGUGAUUAGGUCUGUUUAUGUUGAACCACUAGUGAUAGGUCAAUGAUAUUUAUUAUACUUCAUGUCAAAAUACCAGAUUUUGAUUGGUUAAUAAGAGGGAGACAAUUUACUCUAUCCCAUGGCAAAGACUCUAUUACCCUUCAUGGAGACGCUUGCUCAAGUGUGUGCUUUAUAAAUACGGAUGAUUGUUAUGUACAAGACGACAUAGUUUAUUACUUUGAAUUUGAAAUUUAAUAGACAGUAAUAACAGAACAUUCAGUAUAAUAAAUUAAAUAACACAUAUCUGAGAGGGUGAUAGAGCAGAUUGUUACCCCUCGAAAAGACAUUGUUAACCUUGGCUUUGCCUCAGUUGACAAUGUUUUCUCGGGGUAACAAUCUGCUCUAUCACCCUCUCAGCUAUGUGUUAUUUAUAUAUUGGUAUGCAGUUAUAUUAGCAUUGGUACAUCUCAUUUCUAUGCAGAAUAUGUUGCCCUGCCCCCUCAGUCAUGGUCUAAUUACUUUGAAACUUUGCUUAAUAUUUACAUGUAUUAGUUUGUGAUUAGAUCAGUUUAAGAUGAACCACUAAUGUUAAGUCAAUGAUAUUUGGUAUGCAUUUGCAAGUUUCAUUUCGAUGGAGAUUAUAUAGCCUCAUCCCCUCAUCAUGGUUCAUUGACUUGUACAUAGUUUACAAGUUAAUGUUUGUGUUUAGGUUUGUUUAAAGGGAACGACUUAUGAAAAGUCAGUGGUAUUUGGUAUGCAGUUGUAUUAGCAUUGGCACAUCUCAUUUCCAUGGAGAUUGUUUAGCCCUGUACCUUCAGUUAGGGUUCAUUCACUUUGAAUAUUUGCAUAUCUUACAUGUUAAAGUGUUGCCAAUUUAAUUUCAACAUUUGCAUUAUCAAAAUAACAAAUAGGCGAGACUUAUCUCUGUGUUAACAGUUUAUUAAGAUAUUGAGUAGAUAAUGAUUUUAACACAGUUGCCAAUCCUUAAUUAUACAUUUCCAGGAGUACCACAAUAGAUUUUCAUUUUUUUCUGUUUUCCAUUUUAUAUGUGCUUACAAAGGGAAUCUUAUUAAAACAUACUCUCUGCAUGUUUGUCCCUGUAGAAUACACUUUUUAAUCCCCCCGCCAUAGGUGACGGUAGCAUUAAGUGUUUCCCUUGACCAUCCGUCCUAUUUUUGUUGCAAAGCUUGAGUGGGGGCAUUCGUGUCCUCAGACACAUUCUUUUAUUUGUUAUUGUUUUAUAAACUGCCUAUGAUUAUUUUGGACAUUUAUUUCUUCCUUGAGCUUAGGGUGAUACCACCAUUGUGUUUCCCCUGUUAGUGUUUGUUAAAUUUGCAUAUUUUAAAAUGUUCAUAACUUUAGUUGAGAAAUUAUUAAAUAGGACACUGCAUGUUUCAAACAUAUUUUAUAGGAAGACCGAAAAAAAAAAGAGAGAAAAGUGCUGUAAAAUAACCAAGAAAUAUGUUUUCGAUUCAGAAAAAAUUUAAGGAAGAAAAUGCUGGGUUAAUUUCCUACAAAUGUCAAGUUCAAGGGGAUAACAGAAUCUGACGUACUAUGUUUUCUUGGUGAACACCUUUAGACAUUAUUCUGAUUAUAUUUUUUUUUAUUGCACUGUAUUUUUAGUUUCAUAAGAUGUGAAAAAGAUAUUUUCUGUAUGAUAUCAACAGUAAAUAAACUUUUGAAACUCUGCUCAACCAAACCCUUUUUCUGUGUAUCCAUGUUUCCUUGUUAUUACUUCUCCUUUGUAACCAAUAAGAAAUUGGCCAAUUUGUUUAUUACAUCCUCUGAAGCUUCAAUUAGUCUUGAGUUAUUUCCCUCUCUGUAUUUCUAAGGUCUUUGGUAGAUUAAAAGGAAUUUGAUGUCAAGGUCAUGCUCAUAAUUUAAGACUUGUUGUUUCUACUGCUCAGAAACAGAUAUCAACAAAAAUUUCUGAUUUAAAUUACAAUCUCUAUGUAAGUUGCUACAUAUUGUAACUGCAAUGCAUUCUUGUUGAAAUGAUAUCUGAUAGUUUAAGCCACUGGAAUAAUUGAAGUAAACUGUAUAGUGAUAUAACUCAUAAACCAUAGAUAGGAGAGUCCCAGGGUCUUUAUAUUUAUGACCCUUGCUUGAUAACCUUGAAUUUGAGGUCAAGGUCAAAGAUUAAUUGAUUGAUGUUCCAGAUCUAUACCUUUGCUGAUUAAAGCUACUUCUCUGAAACUAAGAAGAAUAGAGAGAGAGAUGGAGCUAAAUGUUUGGGAGAUUAAGGCAAAGAUUUAAAACAUGGAAGUUAAAAGCAAUCUGAUGAAAUUUACAUGAGUUAUUAUUGCCCCUAAAAUAUUUGAGCUAACAAUAUAUUGAUUUUUUUUUUGCACUUAUUUCAUGGAAAAUAUUGCACCAUAGAAAGGGUUGGCAACUUGUAACUAGAAUUAUACUUAAUUGAAACUUUGAAUCUCUAGCAAAUGACUUAAAGGCUUACUCAUAGGAUGUCAGAGUAAAAAGAUUUACUAAUUUUAACCAAAGCAUUACAUGUAGCCAGUUGGUAAUUUUGAAAUAUCAAAUCUCACAUUUUCAAUGUUGAGAUUGUAGAAAUUAGUUACCAUGCAUGCAUAUAUAAUAAAGUUAAAUAUUGAGAAUUAUGUAUUUAUUUACUUGUUUUGUUUAUAUUCUAAACAAUUUUAAACGAUGUUUGUUUACUUGGGGAUACCAUUGUAUGUGCCAAAUGAUAUUGUUACAUGUUGUUAUGGAAACAGGUAUAGAUAGUGUUAUGUUAUCAUAAACUUGGAUUUAUUGUCAAUGUUACUAUGGCGUCUAACAUUGGAAUUUUGUGAGCUCAUUUGCACGUACUUGUAGACUGAUUCCAAAAUAAUUUCAUAUUGUUUAGUCAUAGAUAUCAUGUUGCUGUAGCCAAUUGCCUAAACUGACUUUGUUGCCAUAGAUAAUUUUAUUUAAUAAAUCAUCAUCCCUGUUCUUAUGAAGCCAAGGUUUUACAAAAAAAAAUCUUCAGUCUAGUAUAUUUUUCUAUCUUUCUUAUUUCAAAUGUUAUUUUAUCCAUUGAUCACAAUUUUUGUAUUUGAAAGGAAAAACUAUUUUUGUGCAAUUAUCAAUUUUGUACAAUGUAAAUCAAUAGAGGAAAAUGCAUUUCAAAAUUCAUGUGUUUUGUUCAACCAUGAAAUCUGCAAAAAUUUAUAAACCAGGAAUAAAAGUAAUAUGAUUAAAUGACAAAAGUCUUCUACACAUUUAAACAGGUUUUCUUUUGGUCAAUAGAUUUUCUAGUUACCUCUUUCCAUAUAUAUAAGGCACUAGUUUACUUACUUAAAAAUUGAUGAUUUAUUGUAACUGACUGACAUAUUUUACAACUAGACAAUACAAUAUGAUAUUUCCUCAUUUAAUGAAUGACACUUUAAAUGACUGUGAUUCUGUAAAGGUAAAACUAUUGCUUAUUUAUUGUUCAAUAUUAUUCUUUGAUUGAAGGUAACAUAAUGGUUGAAGAAAAUAAUUAACUAAUUUAAAAUAGGGAUUUUUUUUUAUCUGUUGGUCAUUUUAUUUUACUUGUACCCUGGUACAUUCCGAGCCUCCCAAUUUUCAAUAAUUUUUAAAAUGUUUAUGUUAUGCUUGUGGUUGAUUAAUAUGGUAUUAGACUGAAUAUGUCAAAGUCUAGUGGAUAAAUGUUUUCAAAAAAUUUGUACAUAAAUUGUUUGGAAUGAGAAGCUACAGCUUUUUAUUCCAUUUCAUAAAACAGUUUGAACAGCCAAAUUCUACAUGUACUACAUAAAUGUGCUUUAAAUCCUAUAAAAUGAAAAAUAAAUAACUGUCACCUUAUAAAAGGAGACAAAAUAUUUUGCAUUAUACUUGUUUCUACAUUUUUUAAGUUACCAAUGAAAGAGGGAAAGUAGUCAGUAUUGCCUGCAACUAAAAUGAAUGCAAUUGCUGCAUUAUAUCAAAAAGUUCCAAUAUUAUUACCACAGACUAUAAUACUUGGGAUUAGCUAUUAUUUGUGAGAUAUCAAUUUCAUGGGUAGAGGUGAACCACAAAUUCAAAUGUUCAGUGAAGUACAAAUUUCUAUAGGCUAAUAUUCAGACAUGAAAAUAAAUGUUUUCCUCGAUCAUCAAAAUUGGUACCCAUGACAAUGUAUUGUGUGUUUUAACUUUGACGUUGUUUUUAGACGAAUCCAUGUCCCAGAUAUUAACUAGAAUCUGGAGUGUUUCUAAAAUUAACUUAAUUAAAAGAUGGUCUAUAGGUUAAGGUUCUUUAUAUUAGAUAUCGCACAAGUGACAUGAAAUGUUGAAGUUAACAGGGUAAAAUUUGUGAAUUGUUUUGAAAGUUAUAAAUCAUUUUUAAACCAUGACAUAUUUUGUGCCAAUUCAGUGUUUAUAAAGAUGCCAUAAAAAGACUUGUAGAAAAAAAUUAUACUUGGUUUAAAUGUUUGAAUCUUUAUCUUGUCUGUGUUUAUGAUAAGCUUAGAAUAGUUAUUACGGUAUUGAGAACAAUUUACUUGUCUUAAAUAUAUGUUUAAAAUGCUUUUAUUUUUAAAACUUUUAAUAUCUUUUUUUUCUCUAUAAUACAAAAUGGUUUAUAUAGAUUGUUAUUUUAAAGGAAUAAAAGUUAUUUAUUGUUUGAGAUUCUGGAAUGGUAAGAAGAUACUCAUUAUAACGCUCCAUGAUACUCUUCAGUAUUUUGGAGGAUUAAAAUGAGUUUCUUGUAAAGGAACUCCUCUUAUCUGUGAUUCUCCCUUCAGGAUGAGAAAAUUUUUCCAAAGCACUUUUCUCUCAAUCUAGAUAAAAAAAUUAUACUUCCAAGCCAACAUUAUGAUACCCCUGCCUUAUAUUUGAAAAAGGCCAUAUUUAAUACAAUAGGCAGAUUUUUUUUUCUUCUUUUAAUUACCUAAAAUAUCCCCUAAAGAAGACAGAAAAGUCUGUAUUGUGGAUGUGUUGAAGGUUAACUGGUAUGACAAAGGUCAAGCUUUUUGGUAAUAUAUGUGAAUCAUGGUCACAACAUGGUUGAGAUUUCCAUAUGUAAAUUACACAAGUAGUUUUCAUAUGCAUGAAUAAACUAACCACACCUGAAACGAAGUGGGUACAUACUAUUUUACCCAGUUUCUGCAAUCUUUUAAAAUGACUAUUGAUUAAAUAAGUGAGCACAUCUGUAGUUAUCCUGGUAGAUCUAUUAUUGUUAAGACAUUGUUAUUCUGUUCUGUAACUAUUGAGGUUUUAUGUUUUGUAUUGAUAACAUUGUUUGUUAACAGUUACAACUAUUAAUGAAAUGUUCACAGCAUUAUUACUGUUAAUGAAAUUUUCACAGCAUUAUAAAAUGUCUUCCAAAUGCUUAUAGAGUAUUUCUUUUCGUUUUUUUAAAGAUCUUAAAUCAGUUGAAUGUCGAAAAUUGUCAAGUUCCAACACAGAACUUGUUAUGUCAGGUGUUGCAUUUUUUACUUGUUUGGUAAUCAUUUUUUUUUCACAACAGAGUAUCAUAGUUUUGAACAGUGCAAGAUAUUUUCAUGGAUAAUUUUAUUGCUGGGGCUAUCUCUGCUUUUUAUGCCCCCGCCAUAGCCGAGGGGGCAUUAAGUUUUACCCUUGUCCGUCUGUAUGUACAUACGUCCCAAAGUUUAUUUUCGUUCUCUAACUUUAGUUUGCCUCAACCAAAUGUUAUGAAACUUGUACACAGUGCUUAUUACCACUAAAUACAGAUCAAGUUUGAAUUUUGGUGGCGUCACUUUUACCGUUCUAGAGUUAUGCCCCUUUACAAAUGGAAAAAUUGCUAAAUUUUUCAUUUCCGUUCUCCAACUUAAGUUUGCCUCAACCAAAUGUUAUUAAACUUAUACACAAUGCUUAUUACCACAAUAUAGAGAUCAAGUUUGAAUUUUGGUGCUGUCACUUUUACCGUUCUAGAGUUAUGCCCUUUACAAUUGCUGAAUUUUUCUUCUUUUUUAGCUCACCUGGCCAAGUGAGCUUUUCUCAUCACUUGGCGUCCGUCGUCCGUCGUCGUUAGCUUUUUACAAAAAUCUUCUCCUCUGAAACCACUGGGCCAAAUUUAACCAAACUUGACCACAAUCAUCAUUAGGGUAUCUAGUUUAAAAAAUGUGUCCGAUGAUCCCGCCAACCAGCCAAGAUGGCCACCAUGGCUAAAAAUAGAACAUAGGGGUAAAAUGUAGAUUUUGGCUUAUAUCUCUGAAACCAAAGCAUUAAGAGUAAAUCUGACAUAGGGUAAAACUGAUUAUCAGGUCAAGAUCUAUCUGCCCUGAAAUUUUCAGACAAAUCUGACAACCUGUUGUUGGGUUGCUGCCCCUGAAUUGGUAAUUUUAAGGAAAUUUUGCAGUUUUUAUACGACCGCAAAAAAAUUUUGUGGUCGUAUAUUGGUAUGACGUUGGCGUCGUCGUCCAGCGUCGUCGUCCGAAGACACAUUGGUUUUCGCACUCUAACUUUAGUUUAAGUGAAUGGAUCUUUUUGAAAUUUGACCAUAAGAUUAAAUACCACAAAAGGAAGGUUGGGAUUGAUUUUGGGGGUUAUGGUACCAACAGUUAAGGAAUUAGGGGCCAAAAAUAAGCAUUUUCUAGUUUCCAGACAAUAACUGUGGAACGGUGUAUGGAUCUCUCUGAAAUUAUACCACAAGUUUCCAUACCACAAAGGGAUGGUUAAGAUUUGCUUUGGGGGGUUAUGGCUCAAACCGUUUAGGAAUUAGGGGCAAAAAAGGGGGAAAAACAAGGUUGUCCUGGUUAAUGGACAAAUACUUUAGUACAAAACAUAAUUUUAAGCAGUGUAAGGGAGAUAAAUCAAAUACAUCAUUGAAAUUAUCUCCCUUACACUGCUUUUAAAUUAUGUAUAAAGUAAUGGUUAAUGAACAAUAAAGAUAAUUUAAAACAGUGUAAGGGAGGUAAUCCAAAAACAACGUUUUGGUUACUCCCUUACACUGCUUUUAAAUUAUGUUUAAAGAAAUGCAUAUUUAUAAAGGAAGACCAGUAAAAAUAUCUGCAAAUGUUGCAUCUUUUUUUUUUACAAAAAAAUCCAUAUGAAAGAUUUGACACUAUAUUUUAUAUUCUAUUAUAAAAUAGAUUAAGUUAGCACUAUGGUAAAUUUAAAUGGGUAAUUAUGGUUGCCAACUCCAUUGGAAAUUUGAAUUGAGAUUAUGACCAUAUCUUGAGGGAAAGAAUUUUUUUAGGGAAAAAAGGGGGGGGAUAAAAAGAAAUUGUGGGGGGUCAAUUUUUUCUCAUUUCAGAUUUCAGAAAUUAAAAAGAAUUAUUCAAAUAUUAUUUUUUUUUUCAAAUUUCAAAUAUUGAAAAAUUUCAAGAAGUAAUCUUUAAUUGCACAGUAUGGCACAUAAGAUUUGUAAAAUCUUUGAUUACAUUUAUUUAUUUGUUAUGCCGAAUCUAACAGUGUAUUUAGAUUUUUAAUUUUGGGUCCAGUUUUCAAAUUGGUCUACAUUAAGGUCCAAAGGGUCCAAAAUUAAACUUUGUUUGAUUUUAGCAAAAAUUGAAUAUAUGGGGUUCUUUGAUAUGCUGAAUCUAAACAUGUAUUUAGAUUUUUGAUUUUUGGCCCAGUUUUCAAGUUGGUCCAAAUUGGGGUCCAAAAUUAAACUUUGUUUGAUUUCAACAAAAAUUGAAUAUAUGGGGUUCUUUGAUAUGCUGAAUCUAAACAUGUAUUUAGAUUUUUUAUUUGUGGACCCCGUUAUCAAAUUGGUUCAUAUUGAGGUCAAAAGGGUCCAAAAUUAAACUUUGUUUGAUUUCAUCAAAAAUUGAAUUAUUGGGGUUCUUUGAUCUGCCAAAUCUAACCGUGUAUUUAGAUUUUUAAUUUUGGGUCCAUUUUUCAAAAUAGUCUACAUUAAGGUCCAAAGGGUCCAAAAUUAAACUUUGUUUGAUUUUAGCAAAAAUUGAAUAUAUGAGGUUCUUUGAUAUGCUGAAUCUAAACAUGUAUUUAGAUUUUUGAUUUUUGGCCCAGUUUUCUAGUUGGUCCAAAUUGGGGUCCAAAAUUAAACUUUGUUUGAUUUCAACAAAAAUUGAAUAUAUGGGGUUCUUUGAUAUGCUGAAUCUAACCAUGUAUUUAGAUUUUUUAUUUGUGGACCCCGUUAUCAAAUUGGUUCAUAUUGGGGUCAAAAGGGUCCAAAAUUAAACUUUGUUUGAUUUCAUCUAAAAUUGAAUUAUUGGGGUUCUUUGAUCUGCCAAAUCUAACCGUGUAUUUAGAUUUUUAAUUUUGGGUCCUGUUUUUGAAAUUGGUCUACAUUAAGGUCCAAAGGGUCCAAAAUUAAACUUAGUUUGAUUUUAACAAAAAUUGAAUUCUUGGGGUUCUUUGAUAUGCUGAAUCUAAACAUGUGUUUAGAUUUUUGAUUAUGGGCCCAGUUUUCAAGUUGGUCCAAGAUAGGGUACAGUAUUUAAACUUUGUUUGAUUUCAACAAAAAUUGAAUAUAUGGGGUUCUUUGAUAUGCUGAAUCUAAACAUGUAUUUAGAUUUUUGAUUAUGGGCCCAGUUUUCAAGUUGGUCCAAAUUGGGGUCCAAAAUUUAACUUUGUUUGAUUUCAACAAAAAUUGAAUAUAUGAGGUUCUUUGAUAUGCUGAAACUAACCAUGUAUUUAAAUUUUUUGUUUGUAGGCCCCACUAUCAAAUUGGUUCAUAUUGAGGUCAAAAGGGUCCAAAAUUAAACUUUGUUUGAUUUCAUCAAAAAUUGAAUUAUUGGGGUUCUUUGAUAUGCCAAAUCUAACCGUGUUUUUAGAUGUUUAAUUUGGGUCCCAUUUUUUAAAUUGGUCUUCAUUGAGGUUCAAAGUGUCCAAAAUUAAACUUAGUUUGAUUUUAACAAAAAUUGAAUUCUUGGGGUUCUUUGAUAUGCUGAAUCUAAACAUGUGUUUAGAUUUUUGAUUAUGGGCCCAGUUUUCAAGUUGGUCCAAGUUGGGGUCCAAAAUUAAACUUUUUUUGAUUUCAACAAAAAUUGAAUAUAUGGGGUUCUUUGAUAUGCUGAAUCUAACCAUGAAUUUAGAUUUUUUAUUUGUGGGCCCCGCUAUCAAAUUGGUUCAUAUUGAGGUCAAAAGGGUCCAAAAUUAAACUUUGUUUGAUUUCAUCAAAAAUUGAAUUAUUGGGGUUCUUUGAUAUUCCAAAUCUAACCGUGUAUUUAGAUUUUUAAUUUUAAGUCCCGUUUUUUAAAUUGGUCUACAUUAAGGUCCAAAGGGUCCAAAAUUAAACUUAGUUUGAUUUUAGCAAAAAUUGAAUUCUUGGGGUUCUUUGAUAUGCUGAAUCUAAACAUGUGUUUAGAUUUUUGAUUAUGGGCCCAGUUUUCAAGUUUGUCCAACUUGGGGUCCAAGAUUAAACUUUGUUUGAUUUUAACAAAAAUUGAAUAUAUGGGGUUCUUUGAUAUGCUGAAUCUAACCAUGUAUUUUGAUUUUGGACAUUGGACCAUAAUAGGUAAAUUAAAAAAAUUCAAGUUCUUAGACCUCAUUCUUUCUGUGUCAGAAACCUAUGCUGUGUCAAAUAUUUAAUAACAAUCCAAAUUCAGAGCUGUAUCAAGCUUGAAUGUUGUGUCCAUACUUGCCCCAACUAUUCAGGGUUCGACCUCUGCGGUCGUAUCAAGCUGCGCCCCAGCGAAGCAUUUUAUUUGUAAAUUUUUGUAAUCUUUUACAAAAAUCUUCUUCUCUGAAACUACUGAGACAAAUUUAACCAUACUUGGCCAUAAUCAUUAUUAGGGUAUCUAGUUUAAAAAAUUUGUCCGAUGACCCCGCCUUCCAACCAUCAUGGCCGACUUGGUUAAAAAUAGAACAUAGGGGUAAAAUGCAGUUUUUGGUUUAUAUCUCUGAAACUAAAGCAUUUAGUGCAAAUCUGACAGGUGGCUAAAAUGUUCAUCAGAUUUAGAUUUAUCUGCCCUGAAAUUUUCAGACGAAUCCGACAACCUGUUGUUGGGUUGCUGCCCCUGAGUUAGUAAUUUUACAAAAAUUUUGCAGUUUUUUGUUAUUAUCUUAGAUAUCAUUAUAAUAUCUAAUAUCUAAUACUAUUAAUUAUGAUUUUAACCUUAUUUUACAUGAUUUCCAAAGCAUUAGUAAAUACAGGUGAGCGACACAGGCUCUUGAGAGCCUCUAGUUUUUUUCUAAAUAUCAAGUAUUUUUAAAAUUGGAGUUAUCUUUCUUUGUCCAUGAUUAUAGUUGAAUCAACUACAAUCAAUGCUUUAUACAAUGCAAUGUUUAAUUUUACCUUCCACUGAUAAAUUAAAGCAAUUUUUACCCUUCAUUUCUAAAAAUAUUUUAAAGUUUUCUUUGAAAAUUGGAGUUAUCAUUUUUUGUGCAUAAUGGUAGUUGAAUCAUCUACAACCAAUGCUUUAUACAAUGCAAUAUUCAAUUUUACUUCCUACUGAUAAAUUAAAGCAAUCUUUACCAUUCAGUGCUUACAAGUACUUUGAUUACUGUUCUAGAGUUAAGCCCAUUUACAAAUGAAAAAAAAUUGUAAGGGUUCCGCGGAACCCAGUGUCUCGCCUACUUUUUCUGUUAAACGCAGGCUCAACAAAAAUGAGGAAGUAAAUCAAUAAAAAUAUUCCUCUUGAUACUAUCUUUUGAUUGUAAGAAGCUUCUGUCCAAGUUUGGUAAAAAUCCAGGAUAGUUUAUGAAUCUAAUAAAUGUUUAAAAACUUUAACUGCAGACUGAAUGUAAUGUUAACUGGAAGAAAACAAAAUUUCCUUCUAGAUACUAGCAUUUGAUCAUAAACAAGCUUCUGUCCAAGUUUGGUACAAAUCCAAAAUAGUACAAGAAAGUUAUUAAAAUUUUAAAAACUUGAACCACAGAGUGAAUAUGUUGUUUCCUGGCAGAAAAUCUAAGUCCAUUUAAAAGUAAAAUAAGAAAAAAUGGAUUUAUUUUUUUACAAAAUUUACUUCUAGAUACUAUCUUAUGAUCAUAAACAAGCUUCUGUCCAAGUUUGGUACAAACCCAAGAUAGUUUAAGAAAGUAAUUAAAAUUUUAAAAACUUUAACCACAGAGUGAAUGUAAUAUUUCCCGGCAGAAAAACUAAGUCCAUUUAUAAGUAAAAUACGGAAAAAAUGGAAUUUUAUUUUUACAAAAUUUACUUCUGGAUACUAUCUUAUGAUCAUAAACAAGCUUCUGUCCUAGUUUGGUAGAAAUCCAGGAUAGUUUAAGAAAGUUAUUAAAAUUUCAUAAACUUUAACCACAGAGUGAAUAUUUGUGGACGCUGCCGACGACGACGCCGACGGAAUGUAGGAUCGCUAUGUCUCGCUUUUUCGACUAAAGUCGAAGGCUCGACAAAAAUUGCUGAAUUUUUCGUUUCCGUUCUCUAACUUGAGUUUGUCUUAAAUUAAUAUAAUGAAAUGUAUAUAUAAUGCUUUUUACCACAAAACUCAGUUUAAUUUGUUUCCGUUCUCUAACUUUAGUUUGCCUCAACCAAAUGUUAUGAGACUUAUACACAAUGCUUAUUACCACAUAAUACAGAUCAAGUUUGAAAUUGGGUGGUGUCACUUUUACCGUUCUUUAGUUAUCCCCCUUUAUAAACAUAAAAAUUGCUGAAUUUUCCGUUUCCGUUCUCUAACUUUAGUUUGCCUCAAUCAAAUUUUAUGAAACUUAUACACAAUGCUUAUUACCACUUAAUACAGAUCUAAUUAGAAAUUGGGUGGUGUCACUUUUACUGUUCUUGAGUUAUGUCCCUUUAUAAACAUAAAAAUUGCUGAAUUAUUUAUUUCCGUUCUCUAACUUUAGUUUACCUCAACCAAAUGUUAUGAGCCUUAUACACAAUGCUUAAUACCACAAAACUCAGAUCAAGUACAAAUUUAGGUAGAGUCACUUUUACAGUUCUUCAGUUAUGUCCCUUUAUAUCUUUAUAUGUUAUGCAAGCGGGGGCAUCAUGUGUCCAUGCAUGGAAACAAACCACAUUUAUUUAUAUAGGAUUGAUUAUAUAUAAGAGAAAUAAUUUUAGAAAUUUUGCUGUUUCUGAAACAGUGAAAUAAACUUUCUGAUGCAAUUGAUAUUUAUUUGGUUUGCUUUUCUUAAGAAUCAUAUGUUUUUCAAGUUCGUUAUAAACUUUAAUAUUAACAAGUUCAUGAAAGUAGAGGUCUUUGGAUUAAUUUCUUCUUAUAAAUAUGAGUGAUUUUAUAAAAGGUUUGGAACAAGCCUCCACUGUACACACUCUUUUUAAAAGUCAAUCAAUUGCAGUAAAAACUUAGUUCCGAGAUUUUGAGAAACAUCUCUUCUAAAUCUUCAAUAAAAUAUAAAGAAUUAAGAAUUUCCACCAUUUUCAAAUGACAUUUAAAAACUCGUAGUGUUUGGAUUGAACAUAAUAUCCUGAACUUAUUCCUCAUGGAAAAUUUAUUCAUUGAUUGCUAUUUUUUAAAAAUGGCCACAAAAAUAUGUUAAGAGUACCGGUAAUGUGCUUAUAUUUCAUUUUUAAUAUGGCUGUGAAUUUUGAGAAAAACGUUACAGUUUAUAAUAUAAACUUUCCUAAUGUUAUCUGCUAAUAGAACUAGGAUGAAAAAUGAAAACUAAUUUUUUUUGCUUUUACAAACUUAUCACAAUUAAAUUUUCCACUAAUUGGCUCUGCCAAUCUUAUGCUGGUAGCAUAUUUUCUAAGUUGCUGAGCAUGAGUAUAAAUAAGUAUUUUUCAUGUGCCUUACACAAAAGUGUGCAAGCAGGGUAGUUGACAUGUCAGUUUUCACAUUUAAUGUGUAUAGGCAAUGAAAUUAUCUUGCAGCCAAGAUGAAAUCUUCUACGAUAAAAUGUGAUAAAAUGAAAUAAAAUUCCAAGACUUUUGAAUUUAAGGAUUCAUUAAUAUUUAUUGCCCCAAUAUAGCAGUGUCAUGCUGAUCUUAAGUUAAGCAAACAUUCUUCAUCAAUCAGAUAUUUGGCCAUAAAAUCAGGAUGAAUAUACCUAUCAUGUACUUUGUAAUACUAAACUUCAAUUACAAAAAAUAAAUUUUGAAUAAUUGUGUUGAGUAUUGUAUACCUAUAACUAUUUGUCCACCAUUUUUCAGGACAUCACAAAUGUUCCUGUAAAAUUUUGACAACACAAAAGAAAUUGUUUGACACCAUGAUGCAAAAGUGAUAGUUGUUUAAGCCAUUAGUUCAAGUGUCACAAAAUCUUGUGUCAAGUGUUGCAGAUUUCAAAAUAGCUAUAAGGUCUUACAUUUCUUAGUGACUUAAAAAUGAAAAAAAAACUAAAAGGUGAUUACUGAUAACACACUUUAUGACAAUUUAAAAAGUAAAUAAACAUAAAAUAAUUUAA